AUGGCAGAUACCACUAUUCACAGCGAGGGCUUCACCUCCGAAACCAUUCUCGUCCGUGUCUCAGACAAUGCAGUUCCCGAAAGCGUUUUCUGUCGCUGGCGAAGAUGCGCAACAGCCUCGAGUGAAUACUUCCACGCCAUUGACCUCUUCUUCAGAGUCAGCCAUCCACAGACCGAGCGGUCUGAGCAAGCCAAAUCCCUCGAAGGAGAAGGAAGCGCACUGGAAACGCUAGUGCGCCAAGCUCGCAAGAUCGUCGACAACGGACAUAGCCCCCGGCGAAGCGACAUUGUUGCCAAGGUGAUCCUAUCACCCAGGGCCGGAUACCUUUGUCGAAGCGACAUUCUCGACCUUCGCAUGCGCCAUUCUGAGUUCAUCUCCGCGGUGAUCCGAUUCACAGACUGCCAAGACUAUCUCCUCGGAUCAGGUGGGAGAGAAGGAGAAGAAGAAGCAAGCAUUCUCCCACUCCUCGCCUCGUCGCCUGGAGCACUGCUACUCAAGCAGUCGACGCACGACUCCUCUCCCCUCGACACCCUGCAACUGCUCCAAGACGACCUCGCGAUGCGGCUAUCCUUCCCAUGGAUACUUCCCACCCAGCCCAAGCCGCGCAGGGUAGCCGUUAUCGGUGGACGGGGCAUGUACGACGUCCACGGGAGAACCUACGGGUCGCAGGGCUUCUUCGAGGCGGCGCACGCGCUGGGGGUGUCGCUGAUUGUCCUGGACCAGCAUGACCACUGGCUCGCGGGCGAGGCUUACGCGCAUCUUCGCGAGGAGUUCAUCGCACUGGACCUCUCCGCUCGGGCGAACCUCCCCGAGCGCAUCGCCGCAGCCGUCCGUGGCCGGGCCAUCGACGGGAUUGUCACUUUUACCGACGAGUACGUCGUGACAACGGCCGAGGCGGCCGAAUUUCUAGGGUUGCCGACUGAGCCAGCGGCGGCGAUGCGGCAGGCGCAUCACAAGCACGAGAUGCGACGGUUGCUGCUCUCGCAGCAGCAGCAGACCGACAACAACAAGAACAACAAUGCCAGGAGCACCCAAGUUCAGGCGAUCCACCUCCAUAGCGCGGCCCAACUGGACCACCCUCCCCCUGCCCUCGCCAACCAGCUCGCCGCCCUGCAGUACCCGCUGGUCGUCAAGCCCUGCCGGGGCCAGUUCUCCACCGGCGUGAUGAAGGUCGCCGACGAGGCCAGCCUGCGGCAGGCGGCUGCAAUCCUAGGGCGAAAGGAUCCCCGCCUCGCCGAGCAAGGCAUCCUGCUUGAAACGUACGUCGCGGGGCCAGAGCUGGACGCCAACUUCGUCCUCCUGGACGGCGUCGUGCUGUUUCUGGAGGUGACGGACAACUUUCCGUGCUCCGGUGACGAUCGAUCGGCCACGCUGGAGGCCAACUUCGCCGAGACGCUGCAGAUCUCCAACACGCGGCUCCCAGCCCGCGAGAUCGAGGUGAUCCGCGAGAAGCUCGGCCGGAGUCUCCGGGCGCUGGGCUUGCGGUCAGGCGUGUUCCACGUCGAGGCGCGCAUGCGCAAUUCCGCCAUGCGGUAUGAACGGGUGGUGGAGAGUGUUGUGCGGGACGACAGCAGCGAGGGGAAAGGUGGUGGUGCUGGUAUCAGCGACAGCGGCAGCGGCCGCAUCAUGAUCAUGGAUCUCAUUCUAGGUGGAGAAUCCGAGGAGCUCACGCCUCCCCCGUCACCCCCAGUUCCCCAACCCGACCCCUUCCUCAUUGAGGUCAACGUCCGUCCUCCCGGCACGGGAGGUACUUGGUCGACCCUGUAUACUUACGGUGUAGACCUUGGCGCCCUCCAGCUCCUGCGCGCGCUGAACGAUCACGAACGUUUCCGCGCGCUGUCGAGCCCGUUUCGCGUUCCUAGAGGGCAGCAUCAUCCCGGCGACGGCGGGGGCGCGCAGUACUGGAACGCGCACUGCAUGGUUCCCGUGCAUCGCGACUGGGUGCGGGUCCCCGCCGACUUCUUUGAACGGGUGUACCAAGCGAUCCCCGAAAUCGUGCCGUACGUGUCACGGGCGGAGUUGUCGGUCGAACCAGGAACACUGGUCCCGUCGGCUGGGGAGGUCCCGUGGAUUGGCUAUCUGCUGAUGCAUUCCAGAGUCAGUCGACGGCAUUUGCUAGGGAUGUAUGCGCGGUUUGCGGGGGCUUGUAGGGCAGUUUUGGACGCUACGAGUGGGGAUAAGCUUCUUGUCUCUUAGUGCUUGGUUUUUGUUGGACUUAUCUCGCCAUCGAGGGUGCAAAUAGACAUCACCACGAUUCCAUCCACGA
Messenger RNA from Aspergillus fijiensis CBS 313.89, 2266 nucleotides. RefSeq lists its product as uncharacterized. The transcript has 2 exons. Gene Ontology annotation, molecular function: metal ion binding; ATP binding. The record is from RefSeq and is a predicted model, not a curated record. Lineage: Eukaryota; Fungi; Ascomycota; Eurotiomycetes; Eurotiales; Aspergillaceae. Bases 1 to 2196 code for a protein of 731 amino acids.